Molecule: messenger RNA, 5222 nt
Organism: Sceloporus undulatus (fence lizard)
Lineage: Eukaryota; Metazoa; Chordata; Lepidosauria; Squamata; Phrynosomatidae
Gene: PIK3CD
Product: phosphatidylinositol-4,5-bisphosphate 3-kinase catalytic subunit delta
Exons: 24
Coding region: 422-3565 (1047 amino acids)
Biological process (GO): phosphatidylinositol-3-phosphate biosynthetic process; phosphatidylinositol-mediated signaling; phosphatidylinositol 3-kinase/protein kinase B signal transduction
Cellular component (GO): cytoplasm; phosphatidylinositol 3-kinase complex; plasma membrane
Molecular function (GO): 1-phosphatidylinositol-4-phosphate 3-kinase activity; 1-phosphatidylinositol-3-kinase activity
Source: RefSeq, a predicted model, not a curated record
CGUAGUGGUUUGAGCGUUGGACUGCGUCUCUGGGUUCGAAUCUCGGCUUGGCCAUGAAACCCACUGAGUGACCGUGGGAACUUGCGCAUGUGGUUUUGUGGCGAGCGCAUCUGGACUUAGAGCGAUACCACACGGGAUUGACAGGCGAUAAACACACACAGAGAGACACAACGCAAAGGAGGGAAAGACAAGGCUCGCAGCUUGCAUUUCUGGGAAUCUUUGCUCCCUCUUGGUUACGGACCGGGAAACGUAACGCACUUCUGGCGGAGAAAGAAAACAUUGUGAAGGCUGGCAAGCAUCACACGCCGGUCUUCUGUGCUGCAUAGGCUUUGACCCGGGUACAUUGCAGGCAGAAGUGUGGCGGUUGCCAUCAUCCUUGUAGCUGAUGGACUGUGAUGGUUGUAACUGAUAUUAAAGAAGGAUGCCUCCUGGUAUUUAUUGCCCGGUCGAAUUUUGGUCCAAAGAAGCAAACCAAAGCAUCCAAGUGGACUUCCUCUUACCCACCGGCAUUUAUUUGCCUCUUUCGGUUUCUUGCAAUGCAACCUUGGGCACCAUCAAACAGGUGGUCUGGCACCAUGCCCAGUUCGAGCCCCUCUUCCACAUGCUCAGUGAGCCGGAGUCGUACGUCUUCACCUGCGUCAACCAAACAGCUGAGCGCCAGGAGCUGGAGGAUGAACAGCGGCGCCUCUGUGACAUCCAGCCCUUCUUGCCAGUCCUGCGGCUUGUGGCCCGGGAAGGCGAUCGGGUCAAGAAGCUGAUCAAUUCUCAGAUCAGUCUCCUCAUUGGCAAAGGUUUGCACGAGUUCGAUUCUCUGGCUGACCCGGAGGUAGAUGACUUUCGUACCAAAAUGCAACAGUUUUGCGAAGAGAGAGCAGCCAGGCGACAACAGCUGAACUGGAAGGCCUGGAUGGAGUACAGCUUCCCGGUCCAACUGGAACCAUUGGCGAAUGGUUUCGGAAGGAGAACUCCCCUCCAGGUCCCCAAUAAGAACAUUUUCGUCAACGUCAAGUUCGAAUCCGGAGGGGAAAGUUUUACCUUCCAGAUCUCGCCCAAGGAGUUCCCUGCGACGCUCAUGAGUUACGCCAUCAAAAAGCAAGCUACUGUUUUCCGGCACCAAAAAAUCAACAGCCCCGAAGAUUAUGCUUUGCAGAUUAACGGGAAACAUGAGUACCUUUAUGGAAACUACCCCUUGUACCAGUUCCAGUACAUCUGCGACUGCCUGCACCGUGGCCUCCUGCCCCACCUCACCAUGGUGCACUCCUCCUCCAUCGUGGCUUUAUGGGAAGAGCAGACCAAUGGCAUUACCCACCCUCUGAAAGCAGCCCCCAAACCGCCUCCAGUUCCAAAGAAAAAGCCAACGUCGGUCUCUCUGUGGUCCCUUGAUCAGCCUUACUAUAUUGAGUUGGUGCAAGGCAGUAAGGUUAAUGCCGACGAACGGAUGAAGCUGGUGGUCCAGGCAGGCCUGUACCACGGCCACGAGAUGCUCUGCAAGAUGGUGUCCAGCUCCGAAGUCAACGUUUGCUCGGAGCCCACAUGGGGUCAAAAGCUGGAAUUUGAGAUCAACGUCUGCGACCUGCCACGCAUGGCACGGCUCUGCUUGGCCCUCUAUGCCGUCGUGGAGAAGACUAAGAAAGCACGGUCCACCAAGAAGAAGUCCAAGAAAGCUGAUUGCCCCAUUGCCUGGGUGAACGUCAUGCUCUUUGAUUACCGAGACCAGCUGAAAACCGGAGCUUGCUGCCUACCAAUGUGGUCGUCAUUUCCAGAUGAGAAAGGAGAGCUGUUGAACCCAAUGGGCACGGUCCAGACCAACCCCAAUACUGAGAGUGCAGCAGCCUUGUUCAUCCAAUUCCCCAACAUUUCAUCAUAUCCGGUGUAUUAUCCCUCCUUUGAACAGAUACUAGAGCAAGGAAAGAAUGGGCAGUGUUCCCGUUCGGUGAUAGAGGAUCCAGAGGAGAAGCAACAGCUGAAGGAAAUCCUGGAGCGGAGAUCUCAAACGGAGCUCUACGAACACGAGAAGGACCUUGUGUGGAAAAUGCGGUACCAGAUCCGAGACCAGAACCCGGGCGCUUUGGCGAAGGUGCUGGUUGUCACCAAGUGGAAUAAACACGAAGAUGUCGCUCAGAUGAUCCAUUUGCUGCAGUCGUGGCCUGAGCUGCCAGUCCUCAACGCUCUGGAGCUGCUGGAUUUCAGCUUCCCCGACCGCUACGUGGGAUGCUUUACUGUCAACUCGCUGAAGAAGCUGACAGACGCCGAUUUGUUCCAAUACCUCCUGCAGCUGGUCCAAGUGCUGAAAUACGAAUCCUAUUUAGACUGUGAAUUGACCAAGUUCCUCUUGGAUCGGGCCUUAUCCAACCGCAAGAUCGGACACUUCCUUUUCUGGCAUCUCAGAUCAGAAAUGCAUGUUCCUUCUGUCGCCUUACGGUUCGGCCUGAUUUUGGAGGCUUACUGCCGAGGGAGCACCCACCACAUGAAAGCUCUCAUGAAACAGAGCGAAGCACUCAACAAGAUGAAGGCCCUGAAUGACCUCAUAAAAGCCAGUGCGCAGAAGAACACCAAGCCCCAAACCAAGGAGUUCAUGCACACCUGUAUGCGCCAAGAGACCUACAUGGAAGCCCUCUCCAACCUCCAGUCCCCUUUGAACCCCAGCGUCUUUCUGGCAAAAGUCAGCGUGGAGCUUUGCACUUUCAUGGAUUCGAAGAUGAAACCGCUGUGGAUUGUGUUUAACAAUGAAGACGCUGGAGGCAGCACCGUGGGAGUCAUCUUCAAAAACGGAGAUGACCUUCGUCAGGACAUGUUGACCUUGCAAAUGAUCAAACUCAUGGAUAUCCUAUGGAGGAAAGAGGGCCUUGAUUUGAGGAUGACCCCAUAUGGCUGCCUUUCCACGGGUGACAAGACGGGACUCAUCGAAGCGGUGAUGGGCUCGGACACCAUCGCCAACAUCCAGCUCAACAAGAGCAACAUGGCUGCCACGGCGGCCUUCAACAAGGAUGCUCUGUUGAACUGGCUGAAAUCCAAGAACCCUGGCGAUGCGUUGGACCGGGCCAUUGAGGAAUUCACGCUGUCAUGCGCUGGGUAUUGCGUGGCCACCUAUGUUUUGGGGAUCGGUGACCGUCACAGCGACAACAUCAUGAUCCGAGAGAAUGGCCAGUUGUUCCACAUUGAUUUUGGCCACUUCUUGGGAAACUUCAAGACCAAGUUUGGGAUCAAUCGCGAACGGGUUCCUUUCAUCUUGACGUACGACUUUGUUCACGUGAUCCAGCAAGGGAAAACCAACAACAGCGAGAAGUUUGAACGAUUCAGGGGGUACUGCGAAACCGCCUACAUGAUCCUACGGAGCCACGGUCUGCUCUUCCUGCACCUCUUUGCCCUCAUGAAAGCCGCCGGGUUGCCUGAGCUGAGCUGCUCCAAAGACAUCCAGUAUCUCAAGGACUCACUGGCCUUAGGGAAGACGGACGAAGAGGCAAGGAAACACUUCCAGCUCAAGUUUAAUGAAGCUCUCCGGGAAAGCUGGAAAACCAAAGUGAAUUGGCUGGCCCACAAUGUCUCCAAAGACAACCGGCAGUAGUUCCACUAGGAGCUGCCGUCCCUUUGCUCUUGUGGCGGACCAAUCCUCAAAGGGGUUUGAAUGGGGAAAGCACACUCCUUGUGUGAGUAUUGCCCCUGUCACCGACUCCGAAGUGUGAACGUUCUUCUUGCACUAAUGUCUUCUUGCAGGUUCUUGUUAUAGUUUAGCACAUGUGUGUCACAAAGGAUGACUGGAGAACGAUGGGCUCUUUUAUACUGAUCAGAGUCCAGCAAAAUAGUGCUGCACUUGACUCUUUUCACGGGUUGAAUGUGUGUUGUGUUCAAAACCUCCGGUGUCAAGGAAGAGCUGGUCUCUUCAAGUAACCAAAGACAAGGAGGAAUGUUUGAUGGUACUUUGCCUUUCCUCUUUAAAUAGUGCAACAACUGUAGUAUUUAAUGAGUCUUAUGCACUUGUAGGGAGGCGGACGAAAGGUUCGUGUCCCAAGGACCACUUAUUUGUCAUACCCAGCCUCCCUUUGCAGUGAACUAGAACCCCCAUCAUCCCCAGAUUCCAGCACAUUGGGGAAAUUGGAAUCCUGUUCCUGCAACAUUUACUUUUAGAGCCACUCAUUAGCAGAUAGGUUUUAAAGAUGGUAUGUAGGGAGAUCUUGUGGUGCCUUUGAGAGUCACUGAAAGAAAGAAGUUGUCGGCAUGAGUUUUCGGAUAUUCAUUUGAGGAAGUGGACUUUAGUCUCCGAAAGCUCAUGCUGACAUCUUUUGGUGAGUCUCAAAAUGGUGCUACAAGAUCUCUUUACAUAUUGAUUCUAGACCAACGGUCCCCAAACUGCCUUUUAAGAGACUUUGGACUUCAGCUCCCAGAAGCCUCAGCCAUGUUGGCCAAUUGUCUGGGAUUCUGGGAGCUGAAGUCCCUUAAAGGGCACAGUUUGGAGACCACUGUUGUAGACUAACAUGGCUAUAUGUUUGAAUCCUAGCUUUUAAAGAUGUAGCCCAAAAUCAUACUAUUAUUUUUGUUUUAUUCAAACUGUAAAACUUGAAUUUUCUAAGUCCAGUUGCAGAGGCAAGGCCUGUUAGCGUCUCUCAAUGUGUCCAAGAAUGACUGGGCUACUUGAGGGAGAUCUGGGCAACUGUGUUUCUCCAAGUCAGCGGUUCCCAAACUCAGGUCCUCCAGAUGUUUUGGACUUCAGCUCCCAGAAUUCCUAACAGUCGGCCGAUCUGGCUAAGGCUUCUGGGGGUUGAAGUCCAAAGUUUGGGAAUCACUGCUCUAAGUCUUAAAGCAGACAACUUUCGGAUACACCAGGUAGGACUAUCACUGGAUGGACAGACUCAGUACCCAACUGUUUAUUCAGUGGGUCUCCUCUACAACAGAAUCACUGCCAUCGCUAUGAGAAACACUGGCAUUUUUGUGCCACGGAAAACUGCCAUCGCCUCUCUUCUCUUUGAAACUGCCAGUCUGUGCCACCCAGCGGAGAGCGGCACCGACCAAAAUGGACAUUCCUGAAAACGAUGCAUCAUAACCAUACUCUUUUUUGUUUUAAUGUAAAGAUUACUUUGUCAAUAUACUGUACCUGUAAAGAAUGUGACAGAACUAAGGUACUGUGUUCAAGUCAACUGUGUACUGCCCCCCCUCCAAUGUGGAGUUUAGAUCCAGUUUCAGGUGCUUCUUGGAAGUGCAAAACAGAGUAUUUUUAUUUGUUUGAA